Messenger RNA from Dermatophagoides pteronyssinus (European house dust mite), 1662 nucleotides. RefSeq names its product nose resistant to fluoxetine protein 6-like. The record is from RefSeq and is a predicted model, not a curated record. NCBI's taxonomy places the organism in Eukaryota, Metazoa, Arthropoda, Arachnida, Sarcoptiformes, Pyroglyphidae. Gene Ontology annotation, molecular function: acyltransferase activity, transferring groups other than amino-acyl groups.
UUUCUGGUCAUCAAUGUAUGUGUUGAUCAUAUGUUUUUAUUUCCACCAUUCAUGGCAUUUAUGUCAUUCAAACGAAUAUUAAAUUCAGUUAUAACUAAAGCAUAUGAUUAUAAUCGUUAUUUUUUUGCCCGUAAUAUUCUAAUUAUUGAUACAAUGUUUUUGAUCAGUGGCCUAUUACUUUCGUAUAGUUUAUUACGGAAAUUGGCAAUUAAUCGUGGACGUUUUAAUUAUAUUGUAUUCACUGUACGUCUUUGGCUUAAAUAUUCGAUACCAAUGUUUUUUAUCAUAUUAUUAUUCUGGUUAUUACCAUUAACUGGUAAUGGUCCAUUAUGGAAUAUGGGUAUGAAAAUGUUGGUCGAUACUUGUAAAGAAUCCGAGAGUUUAUUAUCAAGUUUUUUAUAUCUAAGUAAUUAUCGUAUACGUGAUAAUCAAAAUGUAUUUAAUUUUGAUCAACGUUUUGCAUUGUGUAAUCCACCAACAUGGUUUUUAUCGGCAUUAUUUCAAUUACAAAUCAUUGGACCAAUAUUCAUAUUGGCUAUAUAUCAUUAUCAACGAUUUGGUAUUAUAUUGAAUAUUUUUAUGAUUAUAUUAGGUUGUUAUACAAGUAUAUUACCUGAUCAUUUAUUUGAUCAACGUACUUAUUUGGAUGGACCAUCAUUUUCAUCAUUGGAAGAAUUAACACAUUCAUUUGUUGCCUAUCAUAUGGGUGUUAAUCAAUAUUUAAUCAGUUUUUUUCUUGGUAUUCUAAUCGGUUUUCUAAUCAUACAACGACAAAUUCAAAUGAAUAAUAAUAAUAAUAAUCGUAAAAAAAUUGAUGAAAAAUUAUGGCUAAAACGUACAUUAUGGAUUAUUUCGAUUAUCGGUUUAAUAUUAUCAGUUUAUUGGUUUAUGACAUUACAUACGAUUAAUUUAGCACCAUCACGAACAUCAAUAUUAUUAUGGUUUUCAAUUGGUAAAUUAAUCGGUUGUUUAUCGAUUGCAUGGAUGCUUUAUGAACUUUGUAUUGGACAGGCAAUUAUAAUCGAAAAAAUUUUCUCCAUACGUUUAUUUCAAUUUCUUUCACGUUUAACAUUUGGUAUUUAUUUGUUACAUUUUCUAUCAUUAUCACAUCGUUUAUUUACCGUACGUGAUACAUAUGUAAUGACCGAUAAACUUUUGUUUGAAUUCAUUUUAAUCGAUUUUAUACAAACAUCAAUAAUGGCUGCCAUAUUCUAUGUAAUAAUUGAACGUCCAUUCAAUAAUCUUACUACAAUGAUUGUUUUCAAUAUUGCAACAAUGACAAACAACAAAUCAAAUUGCAAUGAUAAUGGUGAUCGAAUCGAUAACCGUAACCAAAUUUCUUCGGUUGAUAUCAUUAUCAAGGAUGGGAAAAAAUUUUCUCAAUUCAAUCAAAAUGACCAUGAUAAAAAAAUGGAUGAAAAUUGUCGACAACAAUAUCAAUCGACACAGCAUGUUGCAUCAUCAUCGUCAUCAACAUCGAUCAAUAAUCACAACACAUCGUUAUCAUUAUCACAUCAAAUGAUUAAAAUUGAAAUACAGGAUCUAAAAUUAACAUUACCACAGGUAAAUUUAUUUACAGCCAAUUGUGGUGAUCGUGAUUGUACACAAACAAAUACUUUUCAUCAUCAUCACCAUCAUCAUAAUCAUUGAUAUUUUUCGCAU